This is a messenger RNA of Exophiala oligosperma, 2026 nucleotides long. RefSeq names its product obg family GTPase CgtA. The record is from RefSeq and is a predicted model, not a curated record. Bases 41 to 1801 code for a protein of 586 amino acids. The transcript has a single exon. Gene Ontology annotation, cellular component: mitochondrion. NCBI's taxonomy places the organism in Eukaryota, Fungi, Ascomycota, Eurotiomycetes, Chaetothyriales, Herpotrichiellaceae. Gene Ontology annotation, molecular function: GTPase activity; GTP binding.
CUUCAAACGGUGUCAAGUAGCUGGGUCAGUGAUCGGAAGUAUGAAUCAGAUGCAGGGCACUUUGACGCCAUUUCUGUAUCCUUGCUUCUUCCAGGCAGCCUCGUCGUCUGUCCGAAUACACACACGUCGCAUCCCGUCAAGGCUGCGAAGACAUGUACUUCAUACCACCGCCCGCCAGAACCAACCUUCGCUCGCGGCCGUCAAUGCAGCUCGACGUGCCGCAGCCCACGAACCGCCGCCUCCGGUCACCAGCACUCAUUUGAACCCUUCACCGGAGGACUACUCCCGCAACGUCUUUGUCGACAAAUGUUCCCUGACCGUCCACGCGGGAUCAGGGGGCAAUGGCUGCGUGUCCUUCCUUCGCGAUGCACACAUAUCCGACGGCCCACCGAACGGCGGUGACGGAGGCUCGGGAGGUAAUAUCUGGAUCCAGGCCGUCGCCGGACAAACGAGUCUACACAAACUGGCGAGACGAGGCAUCGUCAAAGCGGGCAGGGGGAUAGGUGGUCAAGGCAAGAGUCAAGGAGGCCGCAAAGGAGAGGACAUUUGCGUGCAAGUCCCGGUAGGCACCGUGGUCCGCGAGCUCUGGCGCAGCGACCCCCUCGCCGACGAAGAGGCACGCAUCAAGGAACUCCGGGCCAUGAGCGACGAAGAUCCCUACAGCCAACCCGACCACGGCCUCCGCAACAAAUGGAUUCUCUACGCCGGCGUGUCCAACAUGGACGCGAAGCACGUGCUCGCUCACCUCCCGCCUCCUCCGAAAUCGAGACGCUCACAUCUCGCCGUCCUCGCCCCUCCUGCGCCCAUCAAGCUGGACCUCGACAAGCCCAUGGAGAAGCCCAUCCUCCUGGCGGCCGGUGGCGUCGGUGGCCUGGGAAACCCCCAUUUCAUGACCAAGGACGACCCCAAGCCGAAAUUCGCGACCAAAGGUGAACUCGGCAUUCGCCUCAAACUCGAACUCGAGCUCAAACUCCUCGCGGACGUGGGCCUGGUCGGGCUCCCCAACGCCGGCAAGUCCACGCUGACGCGGGCCAUCAGCAACUCUCGCACGCGCAUCGGAGACUGGGCCUUCACCACGCUUGCUCCCACCAUCGGCACCGUCGUGCUGGACAACAACCAAGGUCGUCCCCUGGUCCGCUCCGGCGUCCAAGGUGAAGCUCCCCGCGUGAAUUUCACCGUGGCCGAUAUCCCAGGUCUGAUCGAGGACGCGCAUCUCGACAAAGGUCUCGGCCUGGAGUUCUUGCGCCACGUCGAGCGCGCCAGGGUCCUCGCAUUUGUCAUCGACCUGUCCGCCGGCGACGCCGUGCUCGCGCUCAAGAACCUUUGGAAGGAAGUCGGAGAGUACGAGGCCCUCAGGAAUCGGGAACUCAACGAGCAAAGCGAGAGCAGACUCGUCAAUUGGUCACCUUUUGAGCCUCUGUCGUCGUCGUCGUCGUCAUCACCGUCACCAUCAUCUGAGGACCAACAAGAACCCAUGUACGACGAAGAAGGCGAAGCGAUCUCGAUAUUCCCACCCCCACCAGACACGACCCUCGAACCGCUGAAAUUACCACCCAUCAGCGCAAAGCCUUGGUUCGUCAUCGCGACAAAGGCCGACAAGGACGCCCAGGUCACUCGGGACGAGUUCACCAAGCUCGCCGCGUACGUGCACCAGGUUGAGACCCGUCAAGUCCAACAUCCCAGCGGGAACGAGAACGGGUGGAGGAACCGUGUCGCCGCCAUCCCCGUGUCGGCCAUCAACCGUCACGGCAUAGACAAGGUCAUACGAUAUACGGCCGGCGUGCUUGAUAGUCUGGUCUAAAGGGGGGUAGCUGGGUAGAUGUGGCGGAAAAGAUGGAUGUAUGAAUGGUAUCAAAAUAUCACAGUAAUCCCUGGAUAAACCACUGUAUAAUAUCACUGUCAUUUUGUACGGAGUAACGGAUAUCAGAUUCCUUCUAUGGGGUAUGUAUAUACGGCAAAGGCGAGGCGUCACGCAAGCUAGCAAUAAACCAUGAUAAUCGCACGGGAUUGCAGAAGACAAACCAUG